CAAAUUCUAUUUGCUGGGCCCCGGGUCUGGUCAUCGGAUUUGGGUGGACUGGCUACUGAUAGCUACUGAUCCCCAGCGGAUGGACUCCGAUCACCAGCAACAACGUGGCGACGACACAUCGCUUGGAGGUUUUUCCUUGGGGUGGCACACGACCACUCGACAUCCAGGCACGCCACCGCUUUCUUGUCGAGGGCGACGAAGCCGGGCCCGCCGUACAAUUGGUGAAGCAAGACUGCUGCGGAUCGGAGAUGAUGAUGUACUCGGUCAGGGCGCACGAGCAGGAUGUGUCUGAAUAGACGCACACUGAUCUGAUCAGCGGUCCAUGGCGGAGGUUGCUUCUUCGCUCGCGUGCAGCCUCUCAAUAAGCGAAUCUCCGCUGCAGAAUAAACAUAAAUACGAGCGGCGUGCAGCCAUGGCUCGUUGGACCGAGUCACCCUCCCCAGACCCGCUCCUCCAUCCCCGCCCCCCCCUCACACGAUGCGUUUCACCGCUUCAGCCACUCUCUUUUUCCUCUCCGGUCUCUUCACGGCGCAUGCAUCCCCCGUCACGCGCGAAACGAUCACCGCGCUCUCGGCACAGCAGGUGGACGCUUUCACCCCGUUCACGCACUACGCCGCGGCCGGAUACUGCGCACCGAACGUCACGAUGGCUUGGGAUUGCGGAAUUAGCUGCAAUGCGCUGCCCGGCUUCAAGACUGUGGGCGCUGGUGGCAACGGCGAUACGGUGCAGUACUGGUAUGUCGGGUACGACCCCGCCCUGCAGACCGUCAUCGUCUCGCACCAAGGAACGGUCCCCGCGCAUAUCCAGUCUCUGAUCACGGACUUGCGGUUCUUCUUGCGUCAUUUGGAUCCGACGAUUUUCCCUGGUCUCCCCAGCGACAUCGAAGUGCAUACCGGAUUCGCUGACGAACACGCCAAGACCGCGGCUGAUGUUCUUGCGGCUGUCAAGACUGCACUUUCCGAGUCCGGCUUCACCAAGGUGACGAUUGCCGGUCAUAGUCUGGGCGCUGCCCUUGGCUUGCUCGAAUCGGUCUAUCUUCCCUUGCACAUUCCCAAUGUGACUUUCCAGUCCGUUCUCUAUGGUCUUCCCCGGUUUGUGGGGAAUUCUGCCUUCGCCCACUAUGCCAGUCAAGGCGACACCAUCACGCACAUCAACAACAUGGAGGACUUUGUCCCCGUCCUCCCUCCUCGGUUCGUAGGCUAUCAGCAUCCAACCGGCGAGAUUCACAUUCAGGACACCGGCGAAUGGCACCCGUGCUCAGGUUACGACAACACCAGCGAUCUCUGCUCUACCGGAGACCUCAAGAUACUCAUUGAGUUCAACGUCAACAAUCAUUUGGGCCCUUAUAAUGGCAUUACGAUGGGAUGCCAGCAUUAAAAAUAUAUUUCGUAUAUAAUCGUAUAUUUCUGUGUCUGUCUGGUGUAGAUCGUGGCACGAUCA
Mycena citricolor is the source of this 1440-nucleotide messenger RNA. Lineage: Eukaryota; Fungi; Basidiomycota; Agaricomycetes; Agaricales; Mycenaceae. The record is from the annotation of a GenBank genome assembly.